GCGGGAGCGAGGGGCGGAGGCGCAUCGCCGGCGGAGGCCGGGGCGUGGGGCGCGCAGCAGUGGAGCUGGCCUGAACCUUGGACCUUGUCUCCCAACAGAAUCGGUAUCUCAGCUCCGGCAGGAGGUGCUCUCUGAUCAUGGCCUCCAAGCCCGAGAAGAGAGUAGCCUCUUCUGUUUUCAUCACCUUGGCACCCCCACGCCGUGAUGUGGCUGUGACCGAGGAAGUGGGCCAGGCAGCUUGUGAAGCCCGACACGCCCGGCCCUGGGAGACCCUCGCUCCCACGAAGACCCCUGGGACUGGCUUGAGCAGGAACCCCAACACCUGGACACCCUCUGGCAGGACCACUGCCUCGCUCCCCGCAGCCCCACCCCAGCUCUCCAAUGGAGGGUGCCCUCCCCCGCCUCCUCCUCUGAAUGAUGAGGACAUAGACCUCUUCCUGCCUCCCCCACCGCCCCCUCCGGCCUACCUGCCUCUUCCAGAAGACGAGCCUCCUGCCCUGACUGGGACAUCUCUCAUUUCUGACUUGGAGCAACUACACCUGCCCCCGCCCCCACCUCCGCCUCUAACACAGGCUCUACCAAAGGAAUCUUCUGUCCAGCCUCGGCCCAGUGACCUCAGACCCUCGAAAGAGGAAUUGCCCCCUCCUCCAGAAGAGCCUGUCACCUUUCCAGAGAGAGAGGCCUCCACAGAUGUCUGCGGCUUCUGUCACAAGCCUGUGUCCCCUAGAGAGCUGGCUGUCGAGGCCAUGAAGAGGCAGUACCAUGCCCAGUGCUUCACCUGCCGCACCUGCCGCCGCCAGCUCGCUGGGCAGAGAUUCUAUCAGAAGGACGGGCGCCCCCUGUGCGAGCCCUGCUACGAGGACACUCUGGAGAAGUGCGGCAAGUGUGGGGAGGUGGUCCGAGACCACAUCAUCCGCGCCACGGGCAAGGCCUUCCACCCACCCUGCUUCACCUGUGUUACCUGUGCCCGGUGCAUCGGGGAUGAGAGCUUCGCCUUGGACAACCAGAACCAGGUGUACUGCGUGACUGACUUCUACAGGAAAUUUGCCCCCGUGUGCAGCGUCUGUGAGAAUCCCAUCAUCCCCAGCGACGGGAAGGAUGCCUACAAAAUUGAGUGCAUGGGUAGGAACUUCCACGAAAACUGUUACCGUUGUGAGGACUGCAGUGUCCUCCUAUCUGUGGAGCCCACCGACCAAGGCUGCUACCCGCUGAAUGACCACCUCUUCUGCAAGCCUUGCCACAUCAAGCGGAGUGCUGCUGGGUGCUGCUGAGAAGCCCUGUGGCUGGCCAAUCCCUGACUCGGUUUCCCUGCCUAACUUCCCUGCAUCCGUUCCUUUCGAGCCUCACUGGGCACCAGCGCACUGCUCAGCCCACAGUGUCUAGACACAAGGGCCCGAGACAUGGGGUCUUGGCCUCUUGGUACACCACACCCCCCCCAGACUUUCAACUCCUCCUCCACUGACCAGAAGGCCCCUCACUACAAGACUGGGACUCUGGCCGCUCUCUGGUGCUGGCCCUGACCUAUUUGUGGGGACGGGUCUCAGGAUGAUGCCCUUGUCUCUGGCCAUGAUGCUUAGCUCCCUAGCAGAAAGUUCUGAGACCAGCUUAGUGUGUUGAACCGAGCUGUUUGUUUGAAGUAUGCCUGCCCCAGUUACUGUAGAAAGUGUAUUUUGAAAAUUAAGAAAUUUAUGGUGGGGCUGGACGCAAAGGCAGGAGGAUCUCUGUGAGUUCGAGGCCAGCCUGGUCUACCAGGUUAGUUUCAGGGCAGCCAAAGCUACCCAACAAAACCCUGACUUGAAGAACCAAAAGGAAAAGGAAAAGAGUGUAGCUUGGUGGCUGGAGAGAUGGCUCAGUGGCUGAGAGUACCUGCUGCUCCUGUGAAGGACCAGGGUUCACUUCCCAGCAUCUACAUGGAGCUUCCUAAGUGCUUGA
Molecule: messenger RNA, 1932 nt
Organism: Arvicola amphibius (Eurasian water vole)
Lineage: Eukaryota; Metazoa; Chordata; Mammalia; Rodentia; Cricetidae
Gene: Fblim1
Product: filamin binding LIM protein 1
Exons: 9
Coding region: 138-1271 (377 amino acids)
Biological process (GO): cell-cell adhesion
Cellular component (GO): focal adhesion; stress fiber
Molecular function (GO): filamin binding
Source: RefSeq, a predicted model, not a curated record